UUGUCAAGAUUUUAAAAUAAUUCAACAUCAUUAGGCACGCAAUCAAAAUAUAUUUGCUACUCAUAGGAAUAGAACAUCAAAAUGACUAUGUGAAAUUAUAUUGGAACAGAAAAACGAUAGACAAUGAAGUGUGACGCCAGGGAUGACGUUGAAAAAGUGGCAGUGAUCAGGUCCGAGGACGGCAAGCUGGAAGGCUGGGGGUACAGACACCAGCAAUGUGUCAUCCUUUUCUUAUGCCUGACGACGUGCUACAGCAUGCGCGCCUGCAUGGGCGUCUCACUCGUUGCAAUGACAACGAGCAGUACAACACGUGCAACUAUCUACAACCAUACAAAUCUCACCAGCUACAAUGCCAGUGAUUACAAAGUUAAUGGUAUCUUGAGCGCACUGUUGCUUACUUAUCCGUAUCCAAUAUUCAAAUGGAACAAGAAGACACAGGACGCGAUCCUGGCGUCGUUCUUCUGGGGCUACAUGGUGCUGCAGGUGCCGGCUGGGCAGCUCGCACACCGCGUGGGCGCGCGCCGCCUGCUUGCCGCCGCCCUAUUCGUCAAUGCGCUCGUCUCGUUCUGCUUGCCCUGGGCCGCAUAUUAUGGAGGAUGGGCAUGGGUCGCAGUGUUUAGGAUAAAGCAGGGCUUGAGUCAAGCCUGCAUCAUGCCGGGCAUGCACACAUUGCUCGGUAAAUGGACACCGCUGAGAGAGAGGAGCCGUCUAACUGCCUGGGUGCAUGGGGGGCAUGCCUUAGGGCCAGUGUUGGGUCUUCCAGUGACAGGCUUCAUCGCGUCCUCCUCGGUGGGUUGGCCCGGCGUGUUCCGCUUCUACGGAGUCCUGGCAGCGCUCGUAGGCGCGCUAAUCUGGUGCCUGACGGCCGACACGCCGGCCAAACAUCCUAAUAUAUCAUACAGCGAGAAAGAAUAUAUUGAAAAUGAUAUAGGCUCUAGUGAUGACUCACAGAAAGCGAUGUCAGUUCCGUGGCGUAAGAUAUUGAGUCACCGCGGUAUGUAUGCCAUUGUAGCGGCCCACAUCGCGCAGGCGUGGGGCCAGCUCAUUCUAUACGGAGAAUUGCCGGACUUUAUGGAUAAAGUCAUGGGGGUCAACAUUAAAGCGAACGGCAUGCUCACUGCCCUGCCAUUCCUUGUCAUGUGGUUCACCAACUUCUUCUUUAGCUGGGCUGCUGACAAACUGAUCGUCAAGAAGAUACUCAGUGUAACGCACACGAGGAAACUUGCUACAUCUGUUGGUAGCCUUUCAGCUGCAAUUGGUCUGAUCGUGCUGGCGUUUGUGCCAAAGAAAUUAGUGAUCGUAGAAAGUGUUCUGGUGGUACUUGUCGGACUCAAAGUGGCGACUCACGCGGGAGUCUACGUGAACAACAUCGACAUAUCGCCGAACUUCUCUGGCACUUUGAUGAGCAUUAGCAACUUCAUAUCUAAUUUAUGCGCCUCCCUGGCACCCAUCGUGAACGCCUUCAUACUGACAGACGUUACAAGUGAAUAUCUUUGGAGGAAGGUAUUCUUCGUCACUGCUGGUAUAUAUUUUGUUUCCAAUCUUGUCUAUUUGAUUUGUGGGACAGCUGAGCGAGCUGAAUGGAACGACCCACCGCAAAAAAAGAAUACCACAAAUGUUGAAGAGUGUAAUCCUAUGCUGGAUACGGCAGGGAAGUGACGAAUUAUAAUUUUAAUUUCCACUAACAUUUAAAUAAAUAUUUUGUAUAAAAUUA
This is a messenger RNA of Papilio xuthus (Asian swallowtail), 1714 nucleotides long. RefSeq names its product putative inorganic phosphate cotransporter. NCBI's taxonomy places the organism in Eukaryota, Metazoa, Arthropoda, Insecta, Lepidoptera, Papilionidae. The transcript is spliced from 10 exons. Gene Ontology annotation, molecular function: transmembrane transporter activity. Gene Ontology annotation, biological process: transmembrane transport; monoatomic anion transport. Gene Ontology annotation, cellular component: membrane. The record is from RefSeq and is a predicted model, not a curated record. The coding region runs from base 124 to 1659 and encodes 511 amino acids.